Adineta steineri is the source of this 1179-nucleotide messenger RNA. Lineage: Eukaryota; Metazoa; Rotifera; Eurotatoria; Adinetida; Adinetidae. The record is from the annotation of a GenBank genome assembly.
AUGUCCGCUAGUAGUGCAUCUUCAUCAAAUAAUCGAGUAUAUGAUGUAACAUCUUUACCACCACGAUGGCUUGAAUGUCCAAGAAAAUCAACUAUUAUUGCUGACAAAUUCAUUGCAUUCAAGACACCAUUAGAUAAUCGAUAUGACGAUAAAAUUGCGAUUCAUCAAAAAUGGACAUGUUCUAUGUUAAUUACGGCUGCUAAAACUGAGCGUAAAAAGAUUGGUUUUAUUAUUGAUUUAACAAAUACAGAACGAUUUUAUAAUAGUGAUGAAGAAUUUACAAAGAAAGAUAUUAAAUAUGAAAAAAUCCGAUGUCGAGGACAUGGUGAAACACCUAAUGAAGAGCAAAUAAAUACGUUCAUUAAAGUUUGUGAUCAUUUUUUCAGUAUGAAUCCAGAUGAGAUUAUUGGUAUUCAUUGUACACAUGGAUUUAAUCGUACCGGAUUUUUAAUUUGUGCAUAUCUUUGUCGUGUAGAUGAUAUGAGUAUUGAUGCUGCAAUUGAUAUGUUUUCUAAAGCUCGACCACCUGGAAUUUAUAAACAAGAUUAUCUAGAUGAAUUAUUAAAAAAAUUUGGUGAUGAAAGUCCAGGUGCAAUAGCAGCACCACCUCGACCUGAUUGGUGUCUUACUAACAGUGAUGAUGAAGAUGAACCAAAUGAACGACCAAUUGGAAAUGGCGGUGUUAAACGUCCACGUAAUAAUACUAUUUUUGAACAACAAAAUAAACGAGUGCGAGAAGAACCACGACUAAAAUCUAAUCCACAAUUUGCUGUUAGUCUUCCGGGUGUUACUUGGGUUUGUAUAGAACCUACAAUGUCAAAUAUUCAAUUGAAAUGUCAACGAAUGUGUGAAUGGAAUCGACGAGGUUUUCCUGGUUCACAACCCGUAUCAAUGGAUCAUACUAAUUACAAAACAAUUGUUCAGUCUCCAUAUAUGGUUAGUUGGAAAGCUGAUGGUACAAGAUAUAUGAUGUUAAUUGAAGAUGAAAACAAAAUUUAUAUGUUCGAUCGUGAUCAUAAUGUUUUUGAAAUUAGUCAUACUCGUUUUCCUAAAAAUGCUGAAUAUACAAGUCAUUUAACAAAUACACUUGUUGAUGGUGAACUUGUAAUUGAUAAUGUCAAUGAAGUGAAAGUACCAAGAUUUCUAAUUUAUGAUAUUAUAGUAUAUGAAGUAUGUUGA